Monomorium pharaonis (pharaoh ant) is the source of this 417-nucleotide messenger RNA. Its product is annotated as transmembrane protein 42. The transcript has 3 exons. NCBI's taxonomy places the organism in Eukaryota, Metazoa, Arthropoda, Insecta, Hymenoptera, Formicidae. The record is from RefSeq and is a predicted model, not a curated record. Bases 1 to 417 code for a protein of 138 amino acids.
AUGGAAGGGCGCAGCGGUGGCGCCAUCAACGGAGCGCAUCUCGCGAUCAUCGCCGGCGUUUUUGGAACUAUCGGUAGUCUCCUCGGUAAGCUCCCCGGUGGCGCCGACGCGUCGUCAUUGCUGUCGUUGCUUGUAAAAGGAGCGCUUAUCGUCUUUAUGAUCGUGUGCAACACCGUUGGAAACACGUUUUUUGUCAAAGCGCUUCAUGCCAGCGGAUCUUCCUUGCCGAUAACGAUCACCAGUGCAGCUACAAACUAUGUUUGUUCGGCUUUGGUAGGCUUCAUGGUGUUUGGCGAAUCUGUCUCGUUGAGCUGGUGGUGUGGAACUUCCAUGGUACUUCUCGGCUUGAUGUUGAUCUGUAAUGUUCCCGCUGAGAAGACCGCUUCCGAUAUCGGGGAAAAAUUGAAACAUCAAUAG